Messenger RNA from Oncorhynchus keta (chum salmon), 3071 nucleotides. RefSeq names its product synaptotagmin VIb (gene syt6b). The transcript is spliced from 13 exons. Gene Ontology annotation, molecular function: calcium-dependent phospholipid binding; calcium ion binding; phosphatidylserine binding. Gene Ontology annotation, biological process: regulation of calcium ion-dependent exocytosis; calcium-ion regulated exocytosis; regulation of dopamine secretion. The record is from RefSeq and is a predicted model, not a curated record. NCBI's taxonomy places the organism in Eukaryota, Metazoa, Chordata, Actinopteri, Salmoniformes, Salmonidae. Gene Ontology annotation, cellular component: membrane. The coding region runs from base 687 to 2354 and encodes 555 amino acids.
UUGGAGAAGCAGGUUUAGCCUAUUUUCACACUGUACCGUUUUUGGCCAUAAUCUACCCAUGUUGAGUCGUGGCUGAACGAUGACAUGAAUAACAUACAGCUGGCGGGUUAUAAGACUGUCUCGGCAGGACAGAACAGCAGCCUCUGAUCUUACACGAUGAUGAGGAGAGGAUGUAGGCCUUCUUCAUACCCCUGUGGUAGACCCAGCUUUAGAUGCAUAUCUGCAACAUGGAUAGUUGUUCUCAAAUCAUGAUAUGAAGAAAAAGCACAAACGAGGCAUGCUAAAAACUACAUGGCGACGAUCAGUGGCGGCUGAGCUGGAUGAGCUGGGUCUCUCAUGGGACAGGGCGCAAGCUGUGGCCAAAGACAGACUCCAGUGGCAGAAGAUUGUUGCAGCCUUAUGUCCUACCCGGGAAGAAGAGGACUAAGUAAGUCCUCCAGAGUAAGACGGGAGCGCUGGAGAAGAAGAGAAUCAUCUGCAACAAAGAUGAAGACAGAGAGGGAUGAGUAGCAGGAAGAAAGGGCCAAAUGGAGGAAAUGGAGUGAGCAUGAUGACAGACAGGAUGACCAGUGAAAUGAUCAUCAGGAUCACCAUCAAAGCUAUCCCAAUGCCUCUCCAGUUACGUGGAGGACCAUGGUCCUGGAUGAGAGCUAAAUACUGUGUGGGACUCAGGCUCACAGAGGAGAAUGAGUUCUGCGGAGGAGAGAGAGGACCAUGAUAUGUACUGUGAGAAGGCGGUAGCCCUCAUCAUUGACCUCUGUCUGGACGACAGCCCACUGUUGCAGCCCAAUACCUGCCAGGACUUCAUCACACUGCUAGCCACCAACCAGAACCCAAACUCUGCAGGGUCAGAUCUCUCCUUCAGCCUCCUGCUCCUGGUGUUUGUGGCCUGUGGCCUGGGCCUGCUGAGCGUCAUCGUCUUUGCCUCCUGGAAGCUGUGCAGGGUGCACUGGCGCACCAAGGACCUCUCCUCCAGUGCCACUGCCCUCGCCCCCCCCUCCUCUGCCUCUGACAGACCCUACGACAGAGCCUUGCCCGCACACGGCCACAGGCCUACACUCGUACACGCACACACGCACACACACGCCAUGGCGUCGGACAAGCAGAAUCCUUUGGACCCGGCAAGUUUCCUAGAGGCAGCUGUGAAGAUCAGCCACACGUCACCUGACAUCCCUGCCGAGGUGCAGCUGUCCAUGAAGGACCACUUCCUGCGCCGCACGCGUAUGUCCAGGCAGACCACCGAGCCCAACUCCUCCAAUAGGCACAGCUCCUUCAAGAAGCACCUCCCCCGACAAAUGCACCAUGUCACCAGCCUUGACCGAGGCAGCGACUUCCCCUAUACAGAGGACCAAUCCACCAGCCUAGCCAGUUUGGGCCGCAUCCAGCCAGAGCUGUACAAACAGAGCCCACUGGAGGCCGACGAGUCCUCCAAGAACUGCGCCGCCGCCAAGACCUGUGGUAAGAUCAACUUCUCCCUCAAGUACGACUACGAGUCUGAGGCUCUCCUCGUCAACAUCCUCAAGGCCUUCGACCUGCCCGCCAAGGACUUAUGCGGCAGCUCCGACCCCUACGUCAAAAUCUACCUCCUGCCUGACCGCAAGCGCAAGUUCCAGACCCGCGUCCAUCGCAAGACGCUCAACCCCAUGUUUGAUGAGUCCUUCCAGUUCACCGUGCCCUACGAGGAGCUGGGCAGCAGGAAGCUGCACCUGAGCGUAUUUGACUUUGACCGCUUCUCCCGCCACGACAUGAUCGGAGAGGUCAUUCUGGAGAAUCUGUUUGAGGUGUCGGACCUCUCCCGUGAGAUGGCCAUCUGGAAGGAUAUUCAGUACGCCACCUCUGAGAGUGUAGACCUGGGGGAGAUCAUGUUCUCUCUCUGUUACCUGCCGACCGCAGGCCGACUCACCAUGACCGUCAUCAAGUGCAGGAACCUCAAGGCCAUGGACAUCACAGGAUACUCAGACCCAUAUGUCAAGGUCUCCCUGGAGUGUGACGGACGGCGCUUGAAAAAGAAGAAAACCACCAUCAAGAGGAACACUUUGAACCCCACCUAUAACGAAGCUAUCAUCUUCGACAUCCCCCCUGAGAACAUGGACCAAGUCAGCCUGCACAUAUCCGUCAUGGACUAUGACUUGGUGGGACACAAUGAGAUCAUAGGUGUAAACAGAGUGGGCAGUCAUGCAGAGGGACUGGGCAGAGACCACUGGAACGAGAUGUUGGCCUAUCCACGCAAGCCCAUCGCUCACUGGCACUCUCUACUGGAGGCAAGCAAGUCUCAGAAAGAGUGGAAAACCCGCACUGCAAGUUUUGACAGCCAAGGCUCUUGCCCUUCUCCAAGACUCCUGUCUAGUCCAUGAGGGAGGAGCUAGAGUUUAUGCUCCACGACUCUACAAAGCCUGCCCUGUAGCAAGGCCUGAAAUAUGGAGUGUCCCAGACCCAGACCCACACAUGUUGUGCCUCAGAAUAUGUAAAGUGCAGUAAAUUGCUCUGGAAUGACAUUAUCUCGCCAUCGCAUACCCACACACAUACACAAACACAUUUCUCUUGUGCCCUCUUGGACAGCCACUUUGUCAUGGUACGUAUAGCCUAGUGUAUACUGACUGGGUCUGGUGGGAUCAUUGUUAUUGCAACAAUAGUUUUGCAGUUGAGCUCAGCCUGGUUUGGUUAUACACCUGAGGUUAACAUCUUUGUAUAUAUGUAAUGCCCUUUGAUACUGACAUCAAUAAUAGCACUGUAUUUAGAAUCACAUGUUUAUGAUAUUAUCAACAUGACUAUCCCCCUGAAUUUACUUUUCUGUUUCAAUUGUCACCUGUGAAGUGUUUGCCAAUAGUCUCUUGUUCAGGCAAUGUCAUGUACUUUGUUGAGGGUGUUGGCUUGACCUUUGACCCCUUUGCCUCAUUAGCCUUGUGAUAAGUGCUUGAAUUAAUGACUUUCCUCUGUUUUUUCCAAGCAAUUUAGAGUAUCUUUCCACUUUUGUAUUGAACAUGUGUAUUUGUAACAUAACUGUUUCCAGGCGUCCCUUGUAUUUUAAAGAAGUGAUAAUAAAGUUGUCGAUUCUGGUUCUAACAUUCCAA